Molecule: messenger RNA, 1404 nt
Organism: Neurospora tetrasperma FGSC 2508
Lineage: Eukaryota; Fungi; Ascomycota; Sordariomycetes; Sordariales; Sordariaceae
Exons: 2
Coding region: 1-1404 (467 amino acids)
Source: RefSeq, a predicted model, not a curated record
AUGACAUCUUCCAAAACUCCUAGGACCCUCCCCGCCCUCCCCGAGGAGAUCUGGCGUCUGAUCAUCCAACAUGGAGUAACGUUGCGAGCAACCUCCGACUUCCGCACCUGGCGAUGCGACCACUCCAACGAAAUAAACGACCAACGCCUCCACGACCCAACUACCCGAUUCGACCACCAGCGCGAGCGGAGGGACUACGCGGCUAUGCUUCCGCUUGCUCAAACAAGCAAGUUCUUCUCUCGUCUCGUGGCAAACGAGCUCUACCAGAACAUCGUGCUGUGUGACUACCAUGGUAUCGGACGUGGCCAGUUCACACUCUUGCUACGAACCUUGGUCGAGGCCCCCAAGUCCCGCGAUCGGGUCAAGCAUAUCACGAUAGUGCCUUUCUUUGAUUGUGAAUGGCAGCCGAGGCCAGAGGACCCGGAGCCCCCAGCCGGCCUGAGACUCAUGGGGAAGGAGGCAUUACCUGUUGAUUACCAAGGGGCCGUGACCUUUUUGCAAGAGAAGGAUGUCGAGAAACUGGAUAGACAAGCCCAGGGUAUCAUUGACAUCGCUGGCCUUGAACUCGCCCAUGUGCCUGAGAAUCGGAUGUUCAAGGCGUCGAUAGGGUGGCUUGAAAGAGCACUUGCCGCCUUGGUGUGCCUAUCCAGUGGUCUUCGGAGCCUGUCUAUUCAGGACCCUCCCCCGAGCAGUGGCUGGGUACCAGGGUGCCCGCGGAUGGAUAUAGACGGAUUUGAGCACACCAUCCGUAAGAUCCGAAAACUCCCUAGCUCGUAUGUAAAGAUUUUCCAGCAGCUGGAAGCGGUGUCCAUAGCGACGACGAGAUUCAAGAACGACUCUGACGAGGCGUUCUCCGUCUAUUCAUCGCCGCUCCUGACUGGCUUUCAGGCCCUUGGGUUCCUCAUAAUGAGGGACUGGCAUCGCUUGGCUGACUACCGGUCAACCUUGGUUCACCUGGACAUCGGCCACCUCUACCCCCAACUCAUCAAUGCUAGAUGGGUUGGCCUCAAAGAAACCAACGGGGCUCGAGCCCGCGAAGCCAGGGAGUUCAGACGCAUUCUGUCAACCUUCACUCGUCUCAAAUUCUUGCGCGUCUCUUAUGCCCUCAUUAUCGGCCAGCUGGAAGAGAAGACCAAAAACUUCGGCGACAUGCUAUCCGAACUCCUCCCUCCGUCCGUCGAAGAUUUCCAGAUAGCGGUGUUCAAUCAUGGGGUGGACAACCGAUAUGAUCGACCAAACAUCGACAUGUCCGUCAAGUGCUUUUUCGAGGGUCUUGAGUUAUGGACAUGGGACCUCGACCAGUAUAAAUACCGGCUCGAUUUCUUCGCCAAGUACCGCAAUCUCUGGGAUAUCAGUAUACUGGUCCACCAGAAGGGCAACUCCCAGGACCAAUCCCAGUUCUAG